ACGGUAUUUCUAAUCUCACGGGUUUAAAGGAAAAUUACGAUAGAAAAAUCGAUCGGUCGAUAUAUUGUAGAUCCGAUCGAUACUCUUUACGAAAGAAUCUGAGAUUCGAUUUAUAUGCAAAUAAGUUUUGACACUUUGGUAAUUCAUAGUCUUUGGUAAAAUAUGUGUUUGUUUUUUUUUUGCUGUUGGCUCAUAGGUUGGUAGGAUAACUGGACUGGACGCGGCUUAUCCGUUGUAUAUGAACACUGGGAAAGAAGGUCACUUGACAGCCAGUGAUGCAGCUUUUGUCGAUGUUAUUCAUACCGACGGUGGAAUCUUUGGUUUUCCAAAUCCUCUAGGUCAUGCAGAUUUUUAUCCGAACGGUGGUAAACCACCGCAACCUGGAUGUAGUCUUGAAAAUAUAUUUCGUCGUGGCAUAAUGUUGCUUAUCAGGGAAAAAAUUACUUGCGACCAUUACCGAGCGUGGAUGUUGUACGUCGAAUCUGUUAAAAAUCCCUUAGGAUUUCCGGCCAGUCGUUGCCCAAGAUGGAGACAGGAAAUCCAUGCUAACUGCAGAUGGACUCCGGAUGCUCUCAUGGGAUUCGCUAUAGAUACCAAAACCAGAGGAAAGUAUUACCUAAGGACGAACGGACGAUCGCCUUUUGCUCGAAAUGUUACGGAAUAUAAUUUUUAAGAUGACAUUUAUUUUUUUUUUACCGUGGACGAUUUUUUUUUUAUAGUUCAAGUUUAUCGUCGUCGUCGUCGCCGUCAUUUUGAUCUCAACAUAUUUUACGUAGGAAUCUAACGUUAAGCUAUAUUUUUCUAGAUCUUAUGUUAGAUUAAUGCUAGUCUAACGUGAAGGUGGAUAGAUUACGUGUUAGAUAAAUAUCGUCGUAUGCUAGAAGAGAUUUCGAUGAACAUAAUAUUCUCCUAUAACAGUUAAGCAAUUCGAGUAACGUGUAUGAAAAUUAUUGAGCUCAGUCAUAUUCGAAAGUGCAGGAACGAACAAGAGGAGAGCUUUGUUCUGGCACCAUACUCGAUAUGAAUAAAUUAAGCG
Molecule: messenger RNA, 1036 nt
Organism: Polistes canadensis
Lineage: Eukaryota; Metazoa; Arthropoda; Insecta; Hymenoptera; Vespidae
Product: inactive pancreatic lipase-related protein 1-like
Exons: 2
Coding region: 239-673 (144 amino acids)
Molecular function (GO): lipase activity
Source: RefSeq, a predicted model, not a curated record